UGGAGGGAAGAGGAGCCGCUGGAGGUUUCCUGUUCCCUCCACUGGAUGACGUCGUCUCCUGAAGGGAUUUAAAAGUCGGUCAAAGCGACAGAACGAGGAAACAGACGACAGGAACCUUCACCAGACGACCAGAAAACAGCAGCAGAGACGCAAACGUCGAAGGAUGUGUCCCGUGUGGCUAUUGGUGGCUGUGAUGGUUGUGGGCGGAGCCAGAGGAGCCGUCAGUCAGUGCUGGGAGCAUCCAAGCUGCCAGGAUCUGAACUCUGAGAGCAGCAUGAUGGACUGCAUCCAGCUCUGUCGCUCUGACCUCACCGCUGAGACGCCUGUCGUCCCUGGCAACGCCCACCUCCAACCUCCGUCGGACUCUUCCUCCCUCGUCCUCCCCGCCUCCUCCUCCUCCUCCAAUCAGGCCAAGCGCUCCUACUCCAUGGAGCAUUUCCGUUGGGGGAAGCCCGUCGGCCGGAAACGCCGCCCCAUCAAGGUGUUCACCUCCAAUGGCGUGGAGGAGGAGUCAGCCCAGAUGUUCCCCGGAGAGAUGAGGAGGCGGGAGCUGGCCAAUGAGCUGCUGGCAGCGGCAGAGAAGGAGGAAGAAGAGAAGGCAACAGAGGAGAUGGAGGAGCAGCAGGAGGACAAGAGGGACGGUUCAUACAAGAUGAAGCACUUCCGUUGGAGUGGACCGCCAGCUAGCAAACGCUACGAGGGUGGACAAAGACCAGCGCUGUUCAGGAACAUCAUCAACAAGGAUGGACAGCAGCAGGAGUGAGGAGGAGAAGGAGAAGGAGGAGAAGGAGAAGGAGGAGAAGAUGGAGGAAGAGAAGAAGAAGAAGGAGAAGUUCUCAUUGGCCAACGAAGCUCGUUUGCAGACAAUUUAGUGACCAAUCAACAGCCCUGACGCUGCUGUCGCAUAUUAAAUGAUCCUGAAUGAGUGUCAGAAAGGAAAAGAGAGCGUGAGAAAGAUGUUUGGAUAUUUAUUGAUUCAUGUAAAUAUCUGUAUUUAUUAUAUGAAAAUAUAAAGAGUUGUUUGCAAGCAAAACA
Molecule: messenger RNA, 1035 nt
Organism: Amphiprion ocellaris (clown anemonefish)
Lineage: Eukaryota; Metazoa; Chordata; Actinopteri; Pomacentridae
Product: pro-opiomelanocortin
Exons: 3
Coding region: 164-763 (199 amino acids)
Biological process (GO): neuropeptide signaling pathway
Cellular component (GO): extracellular region
Molecular function (GO): neuropeptide hormone activity
Source: RefSeq, a predicted model, not a curated record